Molecule: messenger RNA, 1950 nt
Organism: Ophidiomyces ophidiicola
Lineage: Eukaryota; Fungi; Ascomycota; Eurotiomycetes; Onygenales; Onygenaceae
Gene: NUA3
Product: putative component of NuA3 histone acetyltransferase complex
Exons: 2
Coding region: 1-1950 (649 amino acids)
Biological process (GO): peptidyl-proline hydroxylation; regulation of translational termination
Cellular component (GO): cytoplasm
Molecular function (GO): iron ion binding; peptidyl-proline dioxygenase activity; L-ascorbic acid binding
Source: RefSeq, a predicted model, not a curated record
AUGAAGCGCAAGGCAAGCCCAGGGCCCGAUGGCCCCGUUGCAGAUGCGAAGAAAAGAGCCCUUUCCCCCGAAGAAGCUGUGGCUCGUUUCGGACCCGGCCUGUUCGACAAAGCCACCCUCAACAAAUAUAAGAAUGCAUAUGCCCACUCAGAGCCCUAUAAACAUGGCGUGAUUUGCCCGCUCAUCGCCCCGGAGCUGCUCCGCUCCGUCCGCAGCGAGAUCCAGGAACAUCUUUCUUUCACCGAAAAAGAAACCGAUAUCUACAAAAUCUUCCAAUCUGGCGAUCUGGCUAACUUGGAUGGUUUGGACGAUGCCUCACUUUCUCGAUUACCGUCCCUCCUCAAGCUGCGCGAUGCCUUGUACUCCCUGUCGUUCAGGGAAUACCUGUCUGAGGUGACUGGGGCUGGGAAAUUGAGCGGACGCAAGACCGAUAUGGCAAUUAACGUAUACACCGGAGGCUGCCAUCUACUUUGCCAUGACGAUGUGAUUGGCACGAGGCGCGUGAGCUAUAUUCUCUAUUUGACAGACCCAGAUGCUCCGUGGAAGCCAAGCUACGGCGGAGCUUUGAGACUCUUCCCAACCACGACUAAAACAGAUGCGAACGGAGAUGAGGUGAAGGUCCCCACUCCAGAUUUCACACUGUCGAUCCCUCCGGCGUUUAACCAGUUAAGCUUCUUCACUGUGCAACCCGGCGAAAGCUUCCACGAUGUCGAGGAAGUGUAUCAUAUUGACGGCGAGGGCUCCGAGCAGGAGAAAAAGGAACGGGUCCGCAUGGCCAUCAGUGGAUGGUUCCAUAUUCCCCAGGAAGGAGAAGAUGGCUACGAGCCGGGAUUAGAAGAGAAGCUAGCGGAGCGAAGUAGUUUGCAACAGCUUCAGGGACAAGGCGAUGAAUUUGAUCGUCCUCAGCCACAAGUUGUGGAGUAUGAAGAAGCCGCUGAUCCGUCUGCGGCCAAAGGCAAAGGGAAACAAGCCGCUACGGACAGUGACACCGACAAAGAGUUCACCGAAGAGGAUCUUGACUUCCUCCUUAAGUACAUGGCCCCAUCUUAUUUGACGCCAGAUGUCAGUGAACAACUCUCCGAGAUCUUUGACAGCGAGUCGUCCCUCAGCCUUGAGCGUAUCUUUUCAGACAAGUUCGCUUCCCGGAUUCGCACAUACAUUGAAAGCCAGGAGAAAGAAGCCCUUCCGACUGCCUCGGACGAAAUCGAGAAGCAAACGGACUGGAAAGUAAGCCGGCCGCCGCAUAAGCACCGAUAUCUUUAUCAGCAGCCAAGACUGAGCGUCGACGACCAAGAGAAGACGCCAAUCCAAGAGAUAGUAGAGGUACUCCUUCCUUCGAAGGCAUUCAAGAAGUGGCUGAUGAAAGCCACCGACCUCGAUGAUUUUGUUAGCCAUAAUUUCCUCGCGCGACGAUUUCGACGAGGCGAGGACUAUACUCUCGCCAGCGGAUAUGACGGCGACUCCCCAAGACUAGAAUUUACUAUUGGGCUAACGCCCACUCCUGGUUGGGGCCAGGAGGAUGAAGCGGACUCAGAUAGCGAGGAAGACAAGAACGGCACUUCUUCCAAGCCUAAGAAAGAAGAUGAUGGCCCUUCUGUGGGAGGCUAUGAGAUCUAUAUGGCUGCUGAGGACGACGACGAGGAAGGAGAUGAUGAUGCUGCUGCUGCGGAGAAAGUUCCCAGCUCGACAGGCACCAAGUCCAAAAUCAAGAAGACCAAAGCCGACCCUGCGAUCUACCGAUCGGCGGCGGACAACGAGGAUGACGGCAUCCUGUUCAGCAUGGGGGCUGGGUGGAAUCGGAUGAGCGUCGUUCUGCGAGAUCGUGGGGCGCUUAAGUUUGUCAAGUACGUGAGCCGGUCCGCGAAGGGCGAUCGCUGGGACGUCACGGGCGAGAUUGAGGUUAGAUUUGAGGAUGAGGAUGAAGAUGAAGAUGGUGUGAAUGGUGACUGA